Molecule: messenger RNA, 306 nt
Organism: Dibothriocephalus latus
Lineage: Eukaryota; Metazoa; Platyhelminthes; Cestoda; Diphyllobothriidea; Diphyllobothriidae
Source: the annotation of a GenBank genome assembly
AUGAUCUUGCUAUUGAUUGCGUUGCUCGACGCCUACAGGAUAAUCCUAGAACUACUAAAUCUCUGCCUUAAGAACUACUGUCAAUUCGACAAUAAGUACUAUGAACAGGUGAAGGGAACCCCAAUGGACUCACCGAUAUCUGGACUACUGGCAGAAUUGGUAUUGCAGCGAUUAGAGAAGGAGGUUUUUCAAAGCCUUAAACCCACAAUGUGGCUCCGCUAUGUAGAUGACACGUUUGUCACGAUAAAGAACAAUGAUGUCGAAGUGCUACACCAGAAAUUGAAUGAAGUCUUCCCCUCCAUAUAG